AGCAAAGGGUUAAGUGCGGCGCUCGCCGCCGCCUUCCCCCGCUCCGCUCUCGGCUGCUGCCAGGCGGAAGCUGAAGCCAGCAGCUGAGGUCCGAGGCUCUGUUGCCUGCAUGUGGAGGCUGCUGGGGCUCGGCGGAGGAGGGCAGAGGCUGGCUGGCCAGGGCAGGGUCCGGCGGGCAGCCCACGAAGCCCUCUGGGCACAGCCCCGGGGAUGGCUCCGGGCUCGCCGCGCCGCAGCUCUCACCUCUACUACUACAGCAUCAAGUUCGCUCUCUCCGCCUACGCCACCCUCUUCUCGAUCCUGGGCCUCCUGAUCCUCUGCGUUGGGAUUUAUGCUGAAGUGGAGAGGCAAAAGCAUAAAACCUUGGAAGGGAUCUUCCUGGCUCCAGCCAUCAUCCUCCUCCUUCUGGGCUUCACCAUGUUUGGGGUCUCCUUUGUGGGCAUGGUGGGAAGCCUCCGGGACAACCGCACGCUGCUCAAGAUGUUCUUCUGGGUCCUUCUGGUGAUCUUCCUCACCGAGCUGCUGCUCCUCUUCAUCGAAAUCAUCUUUGAAAGCAAGAUGAAUGCAGUUCUGCACUCCAACAUCCAAGAGGGCAUCAGACACUACUACGACGACCUCGACUUCAAGAACAUCCUGGACUUUGUGCAGGAGAAGUUCUCUUGCUGUGGUGGUGAUGAGUACCGAGACUGGGAGGUGAACCAGUACCACUCCUGCAAUGGCACUGGGCCCCUGGCAUGUGGGGUGCCCUACACCUGCUGUGUCAGGAAGGUCCCUGGAGGAGUCAUCAACACCUUGUGUGGCUACAGGACCAUCAAGAAGGAGCGCUUGGAGCUCCUGGAAGUCAUCCACGUGCGAGGCUGCAUCCACGCCGUGGGGCUUUGGCUGAAGGACAACUUCGAGGCCACUUUGGGCAUCGUUUGCUCCUUGCUGCUUCCACAGGUGGUUGGCCUGGUGAUGGCUUGGCUCUACUGGCAAAAGCUGGAUGAGAUCUACUCCAACCUGGACGUGGUUGACUUCAGGAUCUUGGAGAUGAGAGACUUCAGCUUGGGAGCCUUGGAUCUGAGCGGCGCCGGCUGGUGCUGGUGCUUGCCCAAGGAAGGAGGCUACAUCCCUGUCAAUGCAGAGGAAGAAGAGGAGGAGGAAGAGCAGGAGGUCAACAUCUGCCAGAGCAAAGUGUGAGAAGGAGGAGGAGGAUUGGAAGGAAGCUCAGAGCCAAGCCCUGAGGGAUGGUGGAUGCAGGCAGGAGAACGAUUUGAUCUUCUCAGGUUCAGGAGAUGCUUUUGGGGGGACACACUGGAGAGUUCCAUGCACUGAGAGCUCCUGGGGGGGGGUUUGCUUCUGCUAGCUUGGGGGGUGGAAGCAUUUGGUCAUUUCUGUGGUUUGGGGGGCUU
This is a messenger RNA of Pogoniulus pusillus (Red-fronted tinkerbird), 1391 nucleotides long. Its product is annotated as tetraspanin-15-like. NCBI's taxonomy places the organism in Eukaryota, Metazoa, Chordata, Aves, Piciformes, Lybiidae. The transcript is spliced from 8 exons. The record is from RefSeq and is a predicted model, not a curated record. The coding region runs from base 211 to 1179 and encodes 322 amino acids. Gene Ontology annotation, cellular component: plasma membrane.